This is a messenger RNA of Glycine soja, 1407 nucleotides long. RefSeq lists its product as uncharacterized. The record is from RefSeq and is a predicted model, not a curated record. The transcript is spliced from 4 exons. Bases 1 to 1407 code for a protein of 468 amino acids. Lineage: Eukaryota; Viridiplantae; Streptophyta; Magnoliopsida; Fabales; Fabaceae.
AUGGCGCCUUCAACAGGGAAGAGCCACGUGGCAUGUCGCCACUGUGACUGGCGACAAAGGACUGCAUAUCGCAGGUCCUAUUGGCGCAUCCAGAGGUGCAUGGAAGCGCUGGAUCAAUGGCAUCUUCGUCGUCAUGCUCAUCGAGCAUACAAACUAGGUCUGGUCCAGUUGAUGGUGACGUCUUGUGGAUGCAACCCAAGCAUGUUUCAGAACAUGUUUGGAAUGGGGAACCAGAUAGAAAAUUACACAUUAGACGAGCAGUGCCGACAUAUCAAGGUGAAGAACAAAUACCAGAGGAAAUUGUUCCUCUACUUCGGCAAUUUUGUCUGGGAGCCAUACACACCAACUGUGAUGGCAGCGCUGCCUCAAAUUUGUGUGGUUGGAAGUGUAGCCUGGUUCGCGGUGGUGCCACUGAUUUGUUUUCAUGUUGUUGAGUGGCACCAACCCGAUAGGGUUUUACGACAAUAUGGAUUGCAACAACCUAUUCCCGGGUGUCCUUCGCAACCGCAGAAUCUCCAUGGCAUAACGCUCAAAGGCAAACAAGAUGAGAAUUGGUUCCACCUGUUGGCCCCAAUCAUUAGUCAGUGGAACAAUGCAGCGCAGUUUAGGGUCGACGUUUAUCCUCGACAGCAGGGCCUACUAGGUUUUAACUCGGACUAUAUGGUGUGGUAUAGGCGUAAAACAAAGAUGUUUGUCGACCCAAACAAUGCAAACACAGCUGCAUUGGGUGAAGUUGUGGAGACUUUACAGUAUAUGGUGUCACCACAAGGGAGGAACACAUGGACAGUUGAUGAUCUCGUGCCUUACGUGGAUAAGUUGGCGAUUAUAUCAGAAGAGCAAGAGAGAGUCACUGAGCCAGUGUCACAUGGUCCAGCAUCAGAGCGUGAAUUCCCAGCACCAGAGUUUCACAUUCUUCAGUCAAGUGUUGAAACUCGGGGGUUAGGCAGACGAAGGGAGCCUGUUCAAGCGGAGCAAUAUUCGCAACAAAUGAUGGAGCGUGGUCAUGGAAUGUAUUACACGCCAGCAACAUUUUCCGAAUAUCCUUCACAGAUGUAUCAGUACCCCUUUGAAGGUCAUCACACUGAUACUUCUGCGAGCGAACAUUCGUUCGGUGGUGUUGCGGAAACACAAGCUCAUUUUUCAUGGCCCACUAUGACUCCUUCGCAGCAGCACGAUGCCCCCAUGGCAACACCUAACGCCCCAUUUGCUCUGCAAUGGAAUGUACCCGGAGCAAUACCUGAUAUGGGCGACUUAUUAGGUGUUGAUUUGCGUCAGGAGUUUUCUGCUGAGGCUGAGCAAGCAGAAGCGGGGAGACAACGCGGCAGAAGAAAUCCUGAUCGUCAAGCACGAAGAUGGGAUCGACCGUGUGGCACAUCCUCACGACAUCGCGGACACCAUAAUGACUGA